GUUCACUGCCAACCCAUCUUCACAGCAACAAAAAAGCCUCAAUGCUGUAUUGCACCUCUCCAAGAUCUAAACCACUUCCCACUACAGGAUGGGCCACUUCCCAGCCCGGCUGCUACUGCUGGCACUAACAGGGCCGUGCCUGGCAAGAGAGGAGCUGGAAUUAGUGACAGCUGUACAGGGAAGCCCUUUCAGUACAACGUGUUACUACAAUAAUGACAAGUAUUCACCAAAGGAGAAAUUCUGGUGCAAGAUGCUGUCAGACCAGGAAUGCAACAGCAGAAUCUUCCUGAGCAUCCAAGCAAAAGGAGGGGAAUACCUAAAUAUUGCACCAAAAAGAAGGGUCCAUCUAACAAACUCGGGAACAGGCUGGAUUUCUGUGUCCAUGACGGAGCUCCGGAUAGAGGAUUCAGGAACAUACUUGUGCGGCAUUUUGGAUCAUGAGAUGAUAAUUCCAUUGAAAAUGAUUAAAGUGGCAGUUUCUUAUGAUGCUCCCAUGAGACUAUCUACAGAAAAAGGAAGCUUCAUCUCCUUAAAUUGUUCUUAUUUUGUGAUGGACGACAGCAGGAUACCUAAUAAUUUUACCUGGUGCAAAAUGGUAACCGCAACCAGAUGUCAACCUAUCGUCAGCGUUGAGAUCAAUCAGAUUGUUAAUACACAAGGAAGGACCAGGAUAAAGAUCGACCGGUGGAACAGAGUGAUUACAGUGACCCUGUUGGCGCUCCAGCUAUGUGACUCGGGGGAGUAUCAUUGUGAGACCCAUCUCCAGGGAAGUACCGUGCUACUGAAUAUGAUCACACUGAAUGUUUUGGGUGAUGUGCAUUAUGAUACAGUUAAUGAGGCUACUUCGCCUCCCACUAACGAGAGGGAAACCGCCCACCCAACUGUGGCCAGCAACAAGGAGCAGAGAAUUCUUUAUGUUGUCCUGGCACUGGGCUCCUUCCUGGUUGGCAGUGCAUUGAUUGCUAUCAUGGCUAUUAUUUUCACCAAAGGGAGAAAAAGAGUAGGAAACGGGCUGAAUUUUGGUGAACACCCUAACUGCAGACUAGCAGCAGAGCAGAAGGAUGAAGGACACCCCAGAGAUGCCACCCCAGAUGGGGAAUGGAAGAACGGUAUAAUAUAUGCCAUGCUAAGGCUCCAACCCAAGCCAAAGCCAGACGAUGUCACGUAUGCCAACGUGGAGCCUCCACCAAAGCCAAAAGGUGCCAAACAUUCUGCUGAGCCCUCAGCUGUCCUGUUCUCCUCAGGCACCAUGGAGUAUGCAACCAUCAUCUUUGGAGAUUCACCUCCUCGGUCUGGGACUAAAGAGAAACAAAGUGUCCCUAACUGA
Messenger RNA from Mauremys mutica (yellowpond turtle), 1327 nucleotides. RefSeq lists its product as uncharacterized. The record is from RefSeq and is a predicted model, not a curated record. NCBI's taxonomy places the organism in Eukaryota, Metazoa, Chordata, Testudines, Geoemydidae. The transcript is spliced from 7 exons. Gene Ontology annotation, molecular function: signaling receptor activity. Gene Ontology annotation, cellular component: cell surface. The coding region runs from base 89 to 1327 and encodes 412 amino acids.